AUGGCGAACGAAGUAACACAUGCACCCAACAAAACAUGGGAAUUAAGCCUUUACGAGCUUCACAGAACCCCACAAGAAGCAAUUACGGAUAAUACUGAAAUCGCGGUGUCUCCUAGAAGUUUGCACAGUGAGCUAAUGUGUCCUAUUUGCCUUGAUAUGCUUAAAAACACAAUGACAACAAAAGAAUGUUUGCAUCGAUUUUGCCAAGAGUGCAUCAUAACAGCGCUAAGAAGUGGAAACAAAGAGUGUCCGACGUGCAGGAAAAAACUGGUGUCUAAAAGAUCUCUUCGUCCAGAUCCGAAUUUUGAUGCUCUCAUUUCUAAAAUCUACCCUAGCAGAGAUGAGUACGAGGCACACCAGGAAAGACUUAUGGCAAAGUUGAACAAGCAUCACAAUACUGCUGCCUUGUCUUCCAGCAUUGAAGAAGGUCUUCGCCUGCAAGCAUUAAACAGAGCUCAGCGCGUACGUAAACAACAGUCAGAGAGAAGAAAUGACGAGGAAUCAAACGAUGACAAUACUUCCGAAAUGCCAAUAAUGGCAGAUAAUGAGGAGAGCAUGACGGCAGACACAGUCGCUCACAAACCAGCAAAACAUUUCUCAGACGACUCUAGCACAGAAAACUCCACAGGCGAAGCGAGUAUGUCAGAGCAUCAGUCUCGGGGAAGUCCAGAGAUAGUGAUUCCACAGCUUGUCAAUGAAAUUGAGUUAAUUUUCAAGCCACAUCCGCAGAAUGCUGACCACGAUCCCGCAGGUCAGACCCGCUAUAUAAAAACUACAGCCAACGCAACAGUUGACCACCUUUCCAAGUACCUGGCCAUCAGACUGUCUGUGGAUGUCCAUGAUGGAGAUGAAGUGGAUGCUGCAGGUAACAGGCUGUUUGACAUCUUUGUCUCCUCCCACCCUGGCCACUAUGUGCUCCUGACUGGCCCCACAACACUAGAGCAGGUCAAAGAGAAGUACUGGAAGGCCAACAAACCAUUGGAGAUGUUCUAUUCCUUGAGGAAACAGGGCUCACAGCACCCAACAGUUACAAAACUACACACAGACAAAUAA
Messenger RNA from Candidula unifasciata, 1053 nucleotides. Lineage: Eukaryota; Metazoa; Mollusca; Gastropoda; Stylommatophora; Geomitridae. The record is from the annotation of a GenBank genome assembly.